This is a messenger RNA of Melitaea cinxia (Glanville fritillary), 1364 nucleotides long. RefSeq lists its product as uncharacterized. The coding region runs from base 58 to 1107 and encodes 349 amino acids. Gene Ontology annotation, cellular component: nucleus; transcription regulator complex. Lineage: Eukaryota; Metazoa; Arthropoda; Insecta; Lepidoptera; Nymphalidae. The record is from RefSeq and is a predicted model, not a curated record. The transcript has 3 exons. Gene Ontology annotation, biological process: regulation of transcription by RNA polymerase II. Gene Ontology annotation, molecular function: DNA binding.
ACAGGCGUGCGUCGCUGUUACCGCGCGUAUCGCUCCCGCUAGCGCAUCCGCUCCGCUAUGAAGGUGAAAGUCAAAGGCGCCCGUGCCAAAAACAUGGACAAGCUGAUCGCGGCCGUCCAAGCCCGCGAAUGCUUGUGGGACAAAAGCUACAGGGGGCACAGGAAUCGGUUCAAGUUGGAGCGGUAUUGGAACGAAGUGGCCGCUGAGGUUGGGACUACGAGUCUAAAUUGCAGAAAGAAAUGGAAAAACCUCAAGGACCAAUGUCGAAAAGAAAUGAAAAAGAACCCAAACGUAUCCGAAUGGCCACAUUUUCAAAAACUAAAAUUCAUACAUCACCAAUUUUUAGCUGAAGAUGAAGAAGGUGAUGAAGAUACCACCGACGAAGUGUUUAACUCUUUAGAUGAAUCUAUAAAAAGACCAAAACUUGGAUAUACAAUGAGAAAAAAGUUACUUAUGAACAAAAGACGAACGAUUGACGUUGAUAUGAAUAAAUUGAUUGAUCUUGUACAAGCGAGAGAUAUCAUAUGGAAUAGACAAUUGAAAGGACAUCAUAAUUGGUAUAAGUUGGAUGAAAGUUGGAAGGAGAUUUCUAAAGAGUUAGGAGUUACGCGAGACGAAGCGAGAUUGAAAUGGAAAUAUCUAAGGGACCAAGCAAGAAAAGAAGUUCGUAAACAAGGUUCAGAAUGGGAGUAUCUUCCGAAACUUCAGUUCCUAACCAAUCAGUUUAAUGAUUACGAAGGAAACGACACUGCCGAUGACCAUUUCAAUCAAGAUACGGACUUCGAUACAACAGCUGAUCAGAGCAGUAGCUUCUAUAUGGAACCAACAACAACACCAACACCGAACGACGUUAGCGUCAAAGAUGAUGAAUUUGAUGAAUUCGACACAAAACCCAUAAUCAUGGAGACCGAUUUCUAUGAUGAUGACGAUGAAGCUCAAAAAAGUGUUGGUAAUAGCAAUGACGCCCCUGAAGUGACAAAAGAUGAAGAUAUAGGUUUCUUUAAUAGUCUCAUACCGCAUGUGAAAAAAUUGGGACCAGCAAAGAAAUUGAUGUUACGAAUGAAGAUACAAGAAUUGGUGUAUAAUACGGUGUAUAAUGAAACCUAGGACAUGCUUAAUAAAGAAGACCUUGAGGUGCUUCUUUUGAACAAUCUUUAAAUGUGAAGUAAAUGUAAUAUUAUUCUUUAAAAGUUAAAAGUGAAAAUAAUAGAGAUGACCAUUAUAUAGUGUUGAGAAUAGCUAAGUGUUGAGUUCUGGAAAUAUUUAAUAAGUUGAUACUGUUUAUUUUAACUCUGUCUAUUUAACAAUUUGACUUUCAUUGCUAAUCAAUGUACAAAUACAGUAAUUAGUUAUUUAAAUCAAAA